CUCAGGCCCCGAACCAGGUCCUCCUACUGCUGCUGCUGCUGGUGUGUCGCCGGGAUUAAUCUUGGACGAUAUCGCAGCGCUCGGGUCUUAAAGGCCUUUCUCACGUUACAACGCCAUAUAUUUGCACAAACGACACUUUAGUUGCUUUGUUAGUCGCCUGAACUAUUUUCUCAUAAACCGCGGACUAAUUUGACCCACCAAUGUCGUUACUUCCAGUCGGACACUUUUUUUUAGCGGACCGGAUUUGCCCCGGAAGUUUUCUUCAGAAUCACUUCCGCUCACGUAAAAUUGGUGUUUGGAGGGAGUUUGUUCUCGUCGCUAACAGAUUGGGUGUCCUGGGACUUUUUUUUGUGAAAUUGACAAUCCACAAACAAUGUCUUCUCAUCUGAAUGCUCUGAACAGUGACUCCUACAUCGAAAUAAGCCAAUACAGGGACCAGCAUUUCAAGGGGAACCGCUACGAGCAGGAGAAGCUGCUGAAGCAGAGCAGCACGCUGUACGUGGGGAACCUGUCCUUCUACACGACCGAGGAGCAGGUCUACGAGCUCUUCUCCAAGAGCGGGGACGUCAAGAGGAUCAUCAUCGGCCUGGACAAGAUCAAGAAGACGGCCUGUGGCUUCUGCUUCGUCGAAUACUACACCAGAGGUGAUGCCGAGAAUGCUAUGAGGUUCAUCAAUGGAACACGGCUGGACGACCGCAUCAUCCGAACAGACUGGGAUGCUGGGUUCCGGGAGGGCCGGCAGUACGGUCGUGGCAAGUCAGGGGGUCAGGUGAGAGAUGAGUACAGACAGGAUUACGACCCUGCCCGAGGUGGAUAUGGGAAAUUAACUCAACUCCAAAGAAAUCCAGAGGGAAGGAACAAAUUUUAAGUCGACGCUGUGCUGGAAAAUCCAAGAUUGGUCUGUAUUUUUGUACCAGACUGUAGUUUUUGACAUUACUUUGUACACAUCUUACAUCUGCAAUUUUUACGGGACGAGUGCCUUGUUUCCCACGGGCAGCUGGAUCAGUGAGUAAAUGCAGUGACAUCUGUUCACUCGCACUGAGUAUUAAUGUGGCAGGUUUCCCGUUAAGCCUGAAGACAAGCUUUUCAGGGCCAUUUUGAUUUGUGUUGUGUUCUGUAUUCAGUCCAUACCCCCCCACAAAUAAACAUUGGUGUUUUUAUUUAAAACUGUCAGCAGUAUACAUGUGUGUGGCUAAAGUGAAGAAAGGCUUGUAGGAUGUGCCACAUGUUCUGGUAUUUUUUCCAUUAUGGGGCUGUUACAGAAA
Scleropages formosus (Asian bonytongue) is the source of this 1265-nucleotide messenger RNA. It is a transcript of the gene ncbp2, whose product is annotated as nuclear cap binding protein subunit 2. The record is from RefSeq and is a predicted model, not a curated record. Gene Ontology annotation, biological process: mRNA cis splicing, via spliceosome. Gene Ontology annotation, cellular component: nuclear cap binding complex. The coding region runs from base 374 to 868 and encodes 164 amino acids. Lineage: Eukaryota; Metazoa; Chordata; Actinopteri; Osteoglossiformes; Osteoglossidae. Gene Ontology annotation, molecular function: RNA cap binding. The transcript has 4 exons.